Molecule: messenger RNA, 1702 nt
Organism: Poecilia latipinna (sailfin molly)
Lineage: Eukaryota; Metazoa; Chordata; Actinopteri; Cyprinodontiformes; Poeciliidae
Product: STAM-binding protein-like A
Exons: 9
Coding region: 21-1325 (434 amino acids)
Biological process (GO): protein K63-linked deubiquitination
Cellular component (GO): cleavage furrow; endosome
Molecular function (GO): K63-linked deubiquitinase activity; metal-dependent deubiquitinase activity; protein binding
Source: RefSeq, a predicted model, not a curated record
AGGUUGAGCCGUUAGCCGACAUGGCGGAUCACACGGAUAUCAGCUUGUCGCCGGAAGAGCGAGUCCGUGCUCUGACCAAAAGAGGCAGUUCGGUGGAAGUCAACGACGACGUGCCGCCGCGACGCUACUUCCGCUCCGGCAUGGAGAUGAUCCGAAUGGCACACAUCUACACCGAAGAGGGAAACAUCGAACAUGCCUUCGUACUUUAUAAUAAAUAUAUUACGCUUUUUAUUGAAAAACUUCCCAAACAUCGGGAUUACAAGACGGCAAACAUCCCAGAGAAAAAGGACACAGUUAAGAAACUCAAAGAUGUGGCGUUUCCUCAAGCAGAGGUUCUCAAACAGGCUCUUUUAAAAAGAUUUGAACAAGAAUAUGCGCAGUAUCUGGUCAAAAAGAAAGCGGAGGAGGAGGCCCUGGCGCUGGAACAGUCCAGGCAGCGUGCGCUGGACGCCGAGCGGGAACGUGUCGCCGUAAUGCAGCGGCGGCAGCGGGAGCAGGAGCAGUUCAGUGCCUUCGAGGAGAUGAUCCGUCGCCAGGAGCUGGAGAAGGAGCGUCAGCGAGUGCUUCUGGAGUUCGCCACGCCGUCCGCGCCUCCCGACAACACGCCCCUCAUUCCUGGCAUCCAGGGCCCGCCCUUGGUGUCCCCCACCAUCCCGCUGAGCCCCAGCGAUUUCGGCGCCAACGACUAUCAGCACCAUCGGCCUGCUGCUACGCCGGGCACGCCCGUGGCCGGACCGCCCACCUUUGACCGCACGCUCAAACCCGGGUCUCUGGUCAGCCCUGGGAGCAACAGUACGAUGGUGGAUGCCCUCCGGCAGCUGGCCGUUCCUGCUGAGCUGUGCCGCAGCUUCCUGAGGCUGGCUGAGGCCAACACCAGCCGCGCUGUGGAAACUUGCGGCAUCCUGUGUGGAAAACUGACCAGAAAUGCGUUCACUGUGACCCACGUCAUCGUGCCGAAGCAGUGUGGCGGGCCGGACUACUGUGACACUGAGAACGAGGAGGAGCUGUUCCUGAUCCAGGACCAGCAUGACCUCAUCACCCUGGGAUGGAUCCAUACUCACCCGACGCAGACCGCCUUCCUGUCCAGCGUCGACCUCCACACACACUGCUCCUACCAGAUCAUGCUGCCCGAGGCCAUCGCCAUCGUCUGCUCGCCGAAAUUCAACGAAAUUGGCUACUUCCGGCUAACCGAUCGAGGAACGGAUGAGAUCUCUUCGUGUAAACAGAAGGGCUUCCAUCCUCACAGCAAAGAUCCUCCUCUCUUCACACACGCCGGACAUGUGAACAUCACGGACGACGCUGUGAGCAUGAUGGACCUGCGGUGAUCUUCUGGUUCCACCCAAACACUCGAGGACUGUUUAACCGAACUGAACGUGUUUUACUGGAAGAAGCUGAAAACACUCGUUUUAUUUUCCCGGACCGUACUGAGAAAAGCGCCGGCUACAUGUUUACCGUUUAUUUAGACUUCUUUUCUUCUCAAGAGGAACUGUGUUGAACAUUCAUAUAUUAUUGCACUUUCCAAACCAUCAAACAACUAUCAGACUCAUGGACUUCAGAACCUCUUGUCUUUUCCGUGCUUCUGUUUUUUGUCCUUAACUUGUUCUCUGUUCUGCUUUCUUCUUUCAACAUGUUUGUCAGUGACCGCUGACAGGUGAGAUUUUGAUUCUACCUGACGAUAAAGUGCCAAGGAUGUGAACAUUCA